AGGGAUCGACCCGGACUCCGAACUUAAUUUUUAGAGCACCGGGCAAAACCCCAUGAACCUGGCCUCGCUCCUGAGCCACGACGACGACCGCCAGUACGACGACGAGUCGGACGACGGCGAGGUCAGGGCCGCGCAGCAACAUAGCGAGGCCAACGACGAAGGCGACACGCCGUCGCCGACGACCACCGAGUCGUCGUCGUCGCCCAUCGACUACUUCCGGCCGGGCGCCGCGCACACGAUCGACGAGAAGAAGAACCGCCAUCGUCUGAGCAACAUGCGCCACCGCAAGCGCAAAAACAUGGAGAUCGAUGGCCUUCGGCGGCGUGCGCGCGACCUCGAGGUCAAGCGCGACCAGCUCCAGGCCGCGUCGACGUCGAUUGCGGCGUCGGAAGGGCCAUGGGAAGAGCUCUGCGAGAUUGAGCGCGGUAAGCUCGCGCUCGCCCGCGAAGAGCAAACCGUGCUGGCGCGCUCGGUCGCGCGCCACGAAGUGAUCAUUCAAAAGUUCUACACCAACAAGUACCCGGGCCAAGGCGACGACGACGAGACCGACGCGCAGCAGCAGCAGCAGCACGACGAGGAAGAGUAGGGCCGCGUCUGCUAUUUAUUCUGUAGACGAAGGACUCGGAGGCUGCCUACACGUAUAUACUUGCAUGUCUUUGAAGCUUUUGUGUA
Messenger RNA from Saprolegnia parasitica CBS 223.65, 672 nucleotides. RefSeq lists its product as hypothetical. The record is from RefSeq and is a predicted model, not a curated record. Bases 53 to 586 code for a protein of 177 amino acids. The transcript has a single exon. Lineage: Eukaryota; Oomycota; Saprolegniomycetes; Saprolegniales; Saprolegniaceae.